CAUCAUCAUCACACAGCACCGGCUCGUAGAGGAGGGACCACAGACACCAUUCCGCACAGCAUCCUCAAUAACCAUCAGCAUUGGAUUUUACCAACGCUUUUCCUGGACCGGGGAACCACACUGGCAGUGGCUAUCUAAGGAUAGCCCAUCCAAAGAGGACAAUGAAAAAACCUGCAUUCUUACAUUAUUGAAGGACAGAAGUGCCUUCACAGAUAUCAUGACUCCUGGAGACCUUCUGGAAGAGUCUCGUAAUAAUUGACGUUUUCUGUCUUGAAAGCCAUGGACUGAGAAGCUGAGACAUAUUUCAUAUUUCCAUGAUGGUCCUGUUUCUAGUUUCAGCAGCUCUCAUUUCAAACAGUUCUUCUCAUGGAAACCUGACCACAGAGUCUCCAGCGCCUCAGGGCUCACAUGUUUUAGCCUCAGGCCUUGUCACCUCUCUGCUGCUCGUCAUCUUUCUUCUCCUUGUUGCCUAUAUUCUGAGGUUUAGAGAGCAAAGGAAGGAUCUUGUCACCUCAGUUGACAAGAAGCUGCCAAAUGGCUUUCUGGAAGAUCAAGAACAAACAGUGGUGCUCCUCCCCAGAUCCCCAUCUCCAUCAAAGCGCUAUUUUCCCAUCCCGCUGGACUCCCUGGAGGAAGAGUUUCGCCUCCGCAUGGCUGAUGAUGGCAAACUGUUCAGAGAAGAAUUUAAUUCUUUGCCUUGCGGUUUUGGCUGUGGGACCUUUGAGGAGGCAAGCAGAGAAGAAAACAGAGAAAAGAACAGAUACCCCAAUAUUCUACCAUAUGACCAUUCAAGAGUGCUGCUCUCACACAUAGAUGGAUAUAUGGGCUCAGAUUACAUAAAUGCAUCUUAUAUAGAUGGCUACAGAGAAAAAAACAAAUUUAUUGCAGCUCAAGGCCCAAAACCAGAGACAGUGGGAGAUUUCUGGAGGAUGGUUUGGGAGCAUAAAUGUGCCACUAUAGUCAUGUUGACCAACACAAGAGAGAGAAAAGAGGAGAAGUGCUAUCAGUACUGGCCUGAGCAGGGCUGCUGGAUCUAUGGCUGUGUAAGGGUGGCAAUGGAAGACUUCACUGUGUUGGUGGACUAUACCAUAAGGAAGUUCUGUGUGCAGCAUCAUGCCGCUGAAGGCUGCAGACCUCCAAGACUGGUCACUCAGCUGCAUUUCACCAGCUGGCCUGAUUUUGGCGUACCUCUUUCUCCUAUUGGCAUGCUUAAGUUCCUCAAGAAAGUCAAGAGUGUCAACCCUGCCCAUGCUGGACCAAUCAUAGUGCACUGUAGCGCUGGGGUUGGCAGGACCGGUACCUUCAUUGUGAUUGACGCCAUGAUGGAUAUGAUGCACGCUGAGGGCAGGUUGGACGUGUUCGGCUUUGUGUCCAGAAUCAGAAAGCAGCGCUGUCAGCUCAUUCAGACAGAUAUGCAGUAUUCAUUCAUUUACCAGGCACUUUUGGAGCAUUACCUGUUUGGGGACACUGAGUUAGACAUCGCUUCCCUGGAGGGUCACCUUCAUAAACUCCACAACACGCACACAAACAUGGACCGCGUGGGCCUGGAGGAAGAGUUCAGAAAACUGACUAAUGUUCGCAUCAUGAAGGAGAACAUGAGAACCGGAAAUCUGCCCGCCAACAUGAGAAAGAACAGAGUUCUGCAGAUCAUCCCAUAUGACUUCAACAGGGUAAUAUUAUCAAUGAAGAGAGGCCAAGAAUUCACAGACUACAUUAAUGCAUCUUUCAUAGAUGGUUACAGGCAGAAGGAUUACUUUAUUGCAACUCAGGCACCUUUGGCCCACACUGUGCAGGACUUCUGGCGUAUGGUUUGGGAGUGGAAGUGCCACUCUAUCGUCGUGCUGACUGAGCUAAAAGAAAGAGAACAGGAGAAGUGUGUGCGUUACUGGCCAGCAGAGGGCAGUGUUUCGUUCGGAGAUUAUGUACUGGAGCUGAAAAGAGACACACUUUGCGAGACUUUCAGUAUUCGGGACAUGCUGCUGUCAUAUGCAUCAGAGAAACAGACCCGUCUGGUCAGACAGUUCCACUUCCAUGGUUGGCCAGAGAUUGGAAUCCCGUCAGACGGAAAAGGAAUGAUUGACAUUAUUGCCGCAGUGCAGAAACAACAGCAGCAAUCUGGAAACAACCCUAUAGUGGUGCAUUGCAGUGCUGGGGCUGGUCGGACCGGAACCUUCAUUGCUCUCAGCAACAUCUUAGAGCGGGUCAAAGCAGAAGGAUUACUGGAUGUUUUUCAGACCGUGAAGAGUUUACGGACUCAGAGACCACAUAUGGUCCAAACUGUGGAACAGUAUGACUUCUGCUACAGAGUUGUGCAAGAUUUUGUGGAUAUCUACUCCGACUAUGCUAAUUUCAAAUGAGUACAGAUUACCAACACACAUUUAUAUUUAAAGAAAAGCUAUUACUGUGGUUUAGUGACACUCCAUGCACUUGACAUUUACAAUAUUUUUCUUAUUUAUAUGCAGUACAAUUUUGGAUGACCAAACUCCAGUGGCUUAAACACAGAAAAAGUUGUUUGCAUUCAUUUUUUUAACAUUUGUGUGUUCUUUAUGAACGAAAAAUGUUUUAUUUUUCUUUUAAAAUGAGCAUAAGACAAAACUAUUUUUAUUUAAAAAGUGUGUUCACAUCAGAAGUGUAAAGCAUUCCAUUCUCAGUAUUUCUUCCUUCUAUUAUCCGACAGCUUGCUUCCCCCCUAAAAAAUUUGCAUGGUUAUUUGUGUGUACUAUAGUGUACUAAAAGUAGUUCUUCCAAAUUUGAAUUUUACAGCCAUUGAUGGCCAUAUUCUGAUUUGCAUUAGCCCUGAUGAGUCACUUGUACCAUAGACGUGCUCUUCACCUCUCACUUCAUCUUCAUAACUAUAAUGAAACUUUAGCUGGCUUUAAAGUUUCUUUGAUGAUAAUGCUAUUUAUUACUAAGACUUUCCAAGUCUGUCAUAUAAUCAGGAGGCUAAAGAUGGGACAGAUAUAUGGAUUACAGCAUAAAAAUGAUAUUAGGUUGUGGAAUAUAUAUAGUGAAUUCAGGUCAAUUGCAAUUGAGAUGACCAAGAAAAAGUAUCCCAAUUGACUAGAAUUCACCCCUACAUGCUAUGAAUGAAACUUGUUUAACAAUAAAGGAAUAUGUUCCUUUCAUUAUUCCGUACAAACAUAAUUGAUACAUCAAUAAGUUGUGUUUGUUUGCUUGUUUAAACAAAUUCAGGGGAAAAAAAUAAUUAUGCUGUCACUGCAGUGUUCUUACAACAGGGUAAUGAGGAAAGACAUAUGCCUUAAUCCUGAAAAACACCAUUUUCUGCAAUAAAUGUUUCAGUCAAUA
Messenger RNA from Danio rerio (zebrafish), 3306 nucleotides. The record is from RefSeq and is a predicted model, not a curated record. Lineage: Eukaryota; Metazoa; Chordata; Actinopteri; Cypriniformes; Danionidae.